This is a messenger RNA of Chironomus riparius, 1244 nucleotides long. NCBI's taxonomy places the organism in Eukaryota, Metazoa, Arthropoda, Insecta, Diptera, Chironomidae. The record is from the annotation of a GenBank genome assembly.
CUCCACAUCAAGAAACUUUUUUGUUUUCAUUCAAAUUCUUUCCACAAGACACAAGACAUAAAAAAAUAUUUUAAAUUCACUUUUAAUUUACAAUUCAAUCAAAUCAUUCAGCAUAAAUUAAAUUAAAAAAUGGACUGUGAGGACCUCGAGCCAACCUUAAACAACGUCAUCGAGCAAUCAACACUUAAAUGGAUUUUUGUUGGAGGCAAAGGCGGUGUCGGUAAGACAACAUGCAGUUGUUCCUUAGCUGUACAAUUGGCUAAAGUUCGUCCAUCCGUGUUAAUCCUGUCGACUGAUCCCGCACACAACAUUAGCGAUGCUUUCGAUCAGAAAUUCACAAAAGUUCCUACAAAAGUCAAUGGAUUUGAGAAUCUAUUUGCUAUGGAAGUAGAUCCAAGUGUUGGGGUUAAUGAACUUCCGGAUGAAUAUUUUGAGAGUGAAGAUUCAUCGUUGAAAUUGACGAAAGGAAUUUUGCAGGAAAUUGUUGGUGCUCUGCCUGGCAUCGACGAGGCAAUGAGCUAUGCCGAAGUGAUGAAAUUAGUUAACUCAAUGAACUUUUCAGUCGUUGUAUUCGACACAGCGCCAACCGGUCACACAUUACGUCUUCUGUCGUUUCCACAAGUCGUCGAGAAAGGAAUUGGCAAAAUGUUGCGUCUUAAAAUGAAACUUCUUCCAUUUAUGAAUCAAGUAGGCUCAAUUUUCGGUGUCAGUGACUUUAAUGCUGACUCAUUUACAAAAAAAUUGGAAGAAAUGCUGAACAUAAUUCGGCUAGUGAAUCAGCAAUUUAAGAAUCCGGACCAGACGACCUUCAUUUGUGUCUGUAUUGCUGAAUUUUUGUCACUUUACGAGACGGAACGUUUGAUUCAGGAACUUAUGAAGACCGGCAUUGACACCCAUAAUAUUAUUGUUAAUCAAUUGCUGUUUAAGAAGGAAGGACAGCCACCAUGUACAAUGUGUGAGGCUCGAUUGAGGACACAGACAAAGUAUUUAGAUCAAAUGGCUGAUUUAUAUGAAGAUUUUCAUGUUGUUAAGUUGCCUUUGUUGGACAAGGAAGUUCGAGGAACUGAAAAAGUUAAAGAAUUUUCAGAAAAUUUAAUCGUUGCUUACAAACCAUAAAUGGAAGUGAAAGUUCGUCAAAAAUUCCAAAAAAAAAUUUUUAUUUUCUGUGACUUAAAGCGAAUAGAUGAAAAUAAUGGUGGAUGGACAUGAUUGAUGAUUAUAACAAUAAAAUGCUAUUUGAAGAU